Aspergillus calidoustus is the source of this 1590-nucleotide messenger RNA. NCBI's taxonomy places the organism in Eukaryota, Fungi, Ascomycota, Eurotiomycetes, Eurotiales, Aspergillaceae. The record is from the annotation of a GenBank genome assembly.
AUGGCUCUCCUCCACGCGAUUCUGCUGCUCCUGGUGGGCGCGGUGACGACUUUCGCGUUCCGGCUCAUUCGACAUCGCCGUCUCUACAAAGACCUCCCGAAACCCCCGCACAGCCUCCUCUGGGGCCACCUCGCCCUCUUCAACGAAACAAUGCAGAAAUUCCCCGCCAACACCGCACUCUCAAUCUACUACACGGCAAUCGCACAGAAAUACAACCUAAAGGGCAUUUUCUACAUGGAUCUGUGGCCCUUCGGGCCGCCGCAAAUGAUCCUCGUCUCACCCGACGCCGCAGACCUCGUGACGAAAGUGCAGGAUUAUCCGCUCCACGAGAUGGGGAUUAGUUACCUUGCCGGCCUCGUCGGGGAGAACGCCAUGGGCGCGACGAAUGGCGACAAGUGGAAGGGCACGCAUCGUCUGCUCGCGCCGGCAUUUCGCGCGUCGAGUGUCAAGGCUAUGGCGGGUGUUGUCGCGGACCAGACGGUCGAGCUGUUCACGCCGUUUCUAGAGCGGUGCGCCGAUGAGGAUGGUGUCUUUUCGAUGGAGACUGCUGCCGCCAAGUUGCUGCUUAGUAUUAGCACCGUGACGAUCCUUGGUGGGCAUAUUGCCGAGGACGCGAAGGUGCAGUUGUUCGAGGAUAUUGGGGAUAUUGUUGCGUAUGCGACGAUGAUUACGCUUACGACGUCGACGAAUCCGGUUACCAAGUGGAGGACCUGGUGGAAAAAGACGAGGGCUGUGAAGCGAGUGGAUAUGUUCUUUGAGGGGCUUGUGCGGGCGAGAGAGGAGGUGACGCGGGGCGUAGGGAAGGAUGCUGCUGGUCUGAGCAUUUUGGACCGGACACUGAUUGAGGGGCGAGGAGGUUAUUGGAAUAAUGGACCACUAGAUCCAGCUGCUAUGAGGCUACUUGUUGACAAUCUCAAGGGCCUGAUACUGGGCGCCUAUGGGACAACUUCGGAUACUCUAUGUGCCAUUUUCCUCAUGCUUGCAGCCCACCCAGACGUUGUACACAAGCUACGAGAGGAGCACAAUCAGGUCUUUGGCGAUUUGAAAAGCUCACGGCGAAUCCUGAAAGAGAGCCCCUACAAGCUCAAUGAGCUGCAUUACACCACGGCAGUCAUCAAGGAAACCCUCCGCCUCUUCCCAAUCGGGUUCAGCCCGCGAACGGCGCUUCCGGGAACCGAAUCGCUGGUAUACGAGGGCAAAGCCUAUCCCACACUUAACCAGAUGAUCAUCCCCUGCCAGCACACGAUCCACUACGAUCCCGAGAUCUUCCCAUCGCCCGGCAAGUUCGACCCCGCGCGAUUCCUCGAUCCGAACGUCGUUCCCGCCGGAUCCUGGCGUCCAUUCGAGCGAGGGCCGCGAGCCUGUGUGGGUCGUGAUCUAGCCAUGGAUGAGCUGAGGGUUGUGCUGCUGUUGACUGUUCGGGACUUUGACUUUGAGUGCGCGAGCAUCGAGCCGAGGACAACACCACGGGCAUCCUUUACGGAUCUGGAUCUUCAGCUGGGGGAUUUGGCCUUUCAGGAGAAUGCGUUUUCGGCGAAGCCGAGGGGUGGGACGAUGAUGAGGGUGAGACGGACUGAGCGUGGAAAGUAG